Penicillium samsonianum is the source of this 2595-nucleotide messenger RNA. Its product is annotated as beta-glucosidase. Gene Ontology annotation, biological process: glucan catabolic process. Bases 1 to 2595 code for a protein of 864 amino acids. The transcript is spliced from 3 exons. Gene Ontology annotation, molecular function: beta-glucosidase activity. The record is from RefSeq and is a predicted model, not a curated record. NCBI's taxonomy places the organism in Eukaryota, Fungi, Ascomycota, Eurotiomycetes, Eurotiales, Aspergillaceae.
AUGAAGUUUUCGUGGCUUGAGGUGGCCACCUUGACGGCCUCAGUGGCCAAUGCGAAUUCGCUGGCUUCUUCUCCUCCAUACUAUCCCUCCCCAUGGAUGACUGGCGCGGGCGAGUGGUCUGAAGCAUACACACGCGCCGUCGAGUUUGUCUCUAACCUGACACUGGCUGAGAAAGUCAACUUGACAACCGGUGCUGGCUGGGAGCAAGAACGAUGUGUUGGUGAGACCGGGGGCAUUCCCCGACUUGGCAUGUGGGGAAUGUGUAUGCAGGACUCGCCAUUGGGUGUGCGCUUUAGUGAUUACAACUCUGGCUUCCCCUCUGGUGUCAAUGUUGCCGCAGCAUGGGACAAGCGACUUGCCUACCAGCGUGGUAUGGCAAUGGGCGAGGAGCACCGCGACAAAGGUGUGGAUGUGCAAUUGGGUCCUGUUGCUGGGCCUCUGGGCAAGUACCCCGAUGGCGGUCGUAACUGGGAAGGUUUCUCGCCUGAUCCCGUUUUGACUGGUGUGAUGAUGGCCGAAACCAUCAAGGGUAUACAGGAUGCUGGUGUCAUUGCUUGUGCUAAGCAUUUCAUUGGAAAUGAACAGGAGCACUUCCGUCAGUCCGGCGAGGCUCAGGGAUAUGGGUACAACAUCUCCCAGAGUGUGAGCUCAAACAUUGACGACAAGACUAUGCACGAAUUGUACCUCUGGCCAUUCGUGGACUCCAUCCGUGCUGGUGUUGGCUCUGUCAUGUGCUCCUACAAUCAGAUCAACAACAGCUACGGUUGCGCGAAUAGCUACUCCCUCAAUAAGCUGCUCAAGGGCGAGUUGGGCUUCCAGGGCUUUGUUAUGAGCGACUGGGGUGCGCACCACAGCGGUGUUGGAUCUGCGCUGGCCGGUCUGGAUAUGUCUAUGCCCGGCGAUGUCAUUCUUGGCAGCCCUUACUCCUACUGGGGAACCAACCUGACCAUCUCCGUUUUGAACGGUACCGUCCCCGAAUGGCGCGUCGAUGACAUGGCUGUCCGAAUCAUGUCUGCUUACUACAAGAUUGGACGUGACCGCUUCCGCACUCCUCCUAACUUCAGUUCCUGGACCCGCGAUGAGUACAACUUCAAGCACGCUAUGGUCAGCGAGGACUGGGGCAAGGUCAACGAGCGUGUAAAUGUCCAGCGUGACCAUGCCCAGAUCAUUCGCAAGAUUGGCUCAGACAGCACUGUCCUGCUCAAGAACAAGGAUGGUGCACUGCCCCUUACCCACAAUGAGAAAUUCAUCGGCAUUCUGGGAGAGGAUGCAGGCUCUAAUGCUUAUGGCGCCAAUGGCUGCAACGACCGUGGUUGUGACAACGGAACUUUGGCCAUGGGCUGGGGUAGUGGAACUGCCAACUUCCCUUACCUGAUUACACCCGAGCAAGCCAUCCAAAACGAAGCCCUGGAAUACAGCAAUGGGCGGACCAACGUCUUCGCUGUGACUGAUAACUGGGCUCUAACGGAGAUGGCCGCCCUUGCCUCCCAGGCUGAUGUUGCCCUAGUUUUCGUGAACGCCGACUCUGGCGAGGGAUAUAUCAACGUUGAUGGCAAUGAGGGUGACCGCAAAAACCUGACACUUUGGAAGAACGGUGAGGAAGUGAUCAAGACUGCUACUCAACACUGCAACAACACUAUCGUCGUGAUUCACAGCACAUCCGCUGUUCUGAUUAGCGAUUGGUAUGACAAUGACAAUAUUACCGCUAUUGUCUGGGCUGGCUUGCCAGGCCAGGAGAGCGGUCGCAGCUUGGUGGACGUACUGUACGGUCGCAUCAACCCCGGCGGUAAGACUCCAUUCACCUGGGGUAAGACUCGCAAGGACUACGGCCCUCCUAUCCUCACAGUGCCCAACAACGGUGCCGAUGCUCCUCAGGAUAAUUUCGAGGAGGGUGUCUUUAUCGACUACCGCCGUUUCGACAAGGACGACAAUGAGCCCAUCUACGAGUUCGGUUAUGGUCUGAGCUACACCAAAUUUGCCUUCUCCGAUCUCAAGGUCACCCCUCUUGCCUCCGAACACCACGAAUACAAGGCAACCGCUGGAAAGACCAAAAAGGCUCCCAUUCUCGGCGAAGCUGGUAAAGCCUCGGAUAACCUGUUCCCCGAGGGGAUUACCCGCGUCCGCCAGUACCUUUACCCGUGGUUGAACUCCACCGACCUGCGUGCUUCGUCCGGUGAUCCUGACUACGGCAUGGACUCUAAGGACUACAUUCCUGAGGGGGCUACCGAUGGUUCUCCUCAGGACCUUCUCCCCUCUAGCGGCAACUCCGGCGGCAACCCUAGUCUGUUUGAAGACCUCUACCAGGUGACUGCUACUAUCACCAACACCGGCUCUGUGACUGGUGACGAGGUUCCUCAGUUAUACGUCUCCCUUGGAGGCGAUGAUGACCCCUCAAAGGUCCUGCGCCAGUUUGACAGAGUCACAAUUGCCCCUGGCCAGACCCUCCAGUGGACCACCACUUUGACCCGCCGUGAUGUCUCUAAUUGGGAUGUUGCCUCCCAGAACUGGGUGAUCUCGGACGCCCAGAAGAAGGUGUAUGUCGGCAACUCAUCCCGCAAGUUGCCUCUCUCGGCCGACUUGCCCUCGGUUGAGUAA